Molecule: messenger RNA, 1232 nt
Organism: Suillus subalutaceus
Lineage: Eukaryota; Fungi; Basidiomycota; Agaricomycetes; Boletales; Suillaceae
Exons: 4
Coding region: 323-1096 (257 amino acids)
Source: RefSeq, a predicted model, not a curated record
UUCUGGACAAACAAAAACAAAAACAUUUUGGCCGCAUUCAGCUUCACCAAGGAUGACCAUGCCAGGACAAUCUACCAGUUCAACGCAUCGACGCUGCAGGCUGUCGGAGCUCCCUUCGAAGGGCACACUAAUACUGUCACUGGUCUAGCACUCUCAUUUGAUGGCACUCUCCUGGCUAGUGCUGGUGAAGACGACACCAUAAAGCUCUGGGCCUUCGAGUCCCGCAAGCUCCUUGCUUCCUUCGACACUCGGAAUCCUAGAGUCCUUAUCCUCUCGCCUGACUCGUGCAAACUGGCUUAUACAACCGUGACACACCUUGAAGAUGACUACAAAAUCUACAUAUGCAACACUCCGCCCGAGGUCCUUGCUCAGGCCGGUGUACACAAUCCUCGCGAACAUCCACUUUAUGCGUGCUCACAUCCCCUUACAGACCAUUGCACGCAAAAACUUAAAUUCAGCCUUCAGUGAUCUACUAAAUUCUGAUGCAACUCGUCGUCCUGCCGCUGGGUGCUGCAGACCACCGAUACCUGCCAUACCUAUGGUGCAGAGACCUUCGCUUACAAUAGAGCAACCCAUGUUCCUUCGCCUCAGCAAACUUCUUCGUUUCUCUCGCGCGAACGCAUUACGGCCUGGUCAGAAGGAUCAACCUUGCGAUCCCUUAGAUAUUUCUGCUACGUUGCCUUUACCCCGCCCUCUCUCGGUGCACACCUCAACUCUGAGACGCUCAGAUAUAAAUUCCGGCGGGAAUGCGAGUUUCGACCGCUUCCCGUCACACUCUUUCCAGUCUCGACUACUGUCAACUACUACAUCGUCUGCCACUGGCAACCCACCCACCACAUUUGCAGCCCGUAUACACCACCUAUCAUUCUGGCGGCCCAUUCGUGGAGGUCACGGACAGCCGUCCGUCGUUGACAUUCCUCUCGCGCAGGCUAGAGAGCGCCACGUUGCAGCGGACGCUCCCAAAAAAGAUGAUGAUAUAGUACCUAUUGAAUAUCUCGACCCUCCCUCACCGAAUCCUGAUUCACAACAACCAGCCACAGCAGCACAGCCUGCCACCGGAGAGCACGGAGGCGACCGAUCAUGUUUCUGCUUCUAGCAUGGUGCUGUUGACAUUUCCUGUGUUUUAUAGUUGUUAACUCGCAUUUAGUGUUCUAUGGACGUAGAUACAUACUUGAGAUUUCACCUUGUCGCUGAUAAUAUUUUGAGUGCAUACACGAGACACGUCCAAUACA